This is a messenger RNA of Paramisgurnus dabryanus, 3168 nucleotides long. RefSeq names its product archain 1a (gene arcn1a). Gene Ontology annotation, cellular component: COPI vesicle coat. Gene Ontology annotation, biological process: Golgi localization; endoplasmic reticulum to Golgi vesicle-mediated transport; retrograde vesicle-mediated transport, Golgi to endoplasmic reticulum. Lineage: Eukaryota; Metazoa; Chordata; Actinopteri; Cypriniformes; Cobitidae. The record is from RefSeq and is a predicted model, not a curated record.
CCGGUUGGAGACGUGGCUUACGAUUCUGCCAUAUUGAGUCCGGGAGCAGAGCGCUGCACACAAUUAACUGUUUUGUUUAUCACCACGUAGCAUUUGUACAACUACACAAACGUUGCCUAGAAAGUAAAGCACAGAAGAAACAACAGAGACUGAAAAUGGUGCUGUUGGCAGCAGCAGUAUGCACCAAGGCGGGUAAGGCCCUGGUGUCGCGGCAGUUUGUGGAGAUGACGCGGACGCGAGUGGAGGGUCUGCUGGCUGCUUUCCCUAAGCUGAUGAACACAGGCAAGCAACAUACAUUCGUGGAGACCGAGAGCGUGCGCUACGUCUACCAGCCGCUGGAAAAACUCUACAUGGUGCUGGUCACCACUAAGAACAGUAAUAUACUGGAGGACCUGGAGACACUGCGUCUAUUCUCACGUGUGAUUCCCGAAUACUGUCGUGUGCUGGAGGAGAGCGAGAUUUCCGAGCACUGCUUUGACCUCAUCUUCGCCUUUGAUGAAAUUGUCGCACUCGGUUACAGAGAAAAUGUCAACCUGGCCCAGAUCCGAACAUUUACAGAGAUGGACUCUCAUGAGGAAAAGGUGUUCCGUGCCGUCCGAGAGACUCAGGAGCGUGAAGCUAAGGCAGAGAUGAGGAGAAAGGCUAAAGAGCUGCAGCAGAUACGGCGUGACUCCGAGCGUGGAAAGAAGGGGCCGGGCUUCGGUGGUUUUGGCAACUCUGGUAUGAGCAGCAGCAACACGACCAUCAUCACAGACACGCUGAUCGAACCCGAGAAACCUAAACCUAACCCUGUUCCCGUCAGGUCCAGUGGUUCAAGCAAAGCACUUAAACUGGUUGGCAAGGGAAAAGAGGUGGAUGACUUCGUGGACAAACUUAAGUCAGAGGGAGAGAACAUCAAUUUGCCCGGUACAGGCAAAAGACCUUCAGAUGCCUCAAAAUCUUUACCUGCUCCUGUCCACACAGAGAGUGUGCAUCUGCGAGUGGAGGAAAAGAUCACACUGACAUGUGGACGUGAUGGCGGCCUGCAGAACAUGGAAGUGAUUGGCAUGAUUACCCUCAGAGUGACUGAUGACAAGAAUGGCCGGAUUAGGCUGCAUGUAAACAAUAAUGACAAGAGAGGUGUCCAGUUACAGACACAUCCCAAUGUGGACAAAAAGCUUUUCACAUCCGAGUCCGUGAUUGGUCUGAAAAACCCAGACAAAUCAUUUCCUCUCAAAAGUGAUGUUGGUGUGCUGAAAUGGAGACUACAGACCACAGAUGAAUCUUUCAUACCAUUAACAAUAAACUGCUGGCCCUCCGAAAGUGGAACUGGCUGUGAUGUAAACAUUGAGUAUGAGUUACAGGAUGACUCUUUGGAACUUAACGAUGUUGUCAUCUCUAUCCCUGUACCAUCUGGGGUGGGAGCUCCUGUGAUUGGUGAUCUAGAUGGAGAAUAUCGUCAUGACAGCAGACGAAAUAUUCUGGAGUGGAGUCUGCCUGUGAUUGAUCUGAAAAAUAAGACCGGUAGCCUGGAGUUCAGCAUACCUGGCCAACCCAAUGACUUUUUCCCUGUCAAUGUCUCAUUUGUCUCCAAAGGCAGCUACUGUGACCUUCAGGUCGCUAAGGUGUCUCAGGUGGACGGGGAUAGCCCGGUUCGGUUCUCCUCAGAAACGUCUUUUUUGGUCGAUAAGUAUGAAAUACUGUAGAAGGAAACUACCCGCUUAUGUAAUUCCACCAAAUCUGACAGAAGAGCAGAUAAAUGGACUGAAAACAUUCUUUUAAUUCAAGACGAAGGGAGAGACAUACAAAUGGAGGUCUGAUGCAGUCUUUAUCAUCUUCAGCAGACUUUAUCAUCUUCAGCAGUACUUUAACAGAAUUCUUUCUCCACAAAAAGUGAAACUUUGACCGUUCUUUUCGCCCUUCCUGGCAGUAUUGGCUGUACUUUUACCAAAUUUGUUUCAUAAAGCAACUUUCUUCUUAAAUGCCAAACCAAUCAUGAUGUCAGUGAGGGUUUGGGCUGAACUGGAACUGGACCAGGAUGUGGAAGUGGGCAGGUGGGGGGCUCUGUUAAUUUGAGGUUCUUAUGGCAGGAAUGAUAUCAUUGAUGUGUUACAACAUUUGAAUUGGUGGUUGAUCCCACUGAACUGAUAACCCUUCUAAAAGGUUAAAUUCAAGUUGCCGGUGUAUUUUCUGUUUGUGGUUCUGCCGGGUUUGAUAUUCAUUUCUGCUGUAAAUGAACUUUAAAACACUAGAAGACAGGACUUCUUUUCUCUUAAUUCUCAGCUGAUCCACUGUUUUAAAUCAUAUCCUGAAAUUAAUCAUAAUUAUUGUUUUGUCCAUUUUUGUCAUCCAAGCUCCCUGUUUUCUCUAUCAUUAUGCUUUAGCUCAUGUUUUUGUCUACUGUAAAACAUGUUUAAGAAACCUGUUUGAUUUGUUUAACUCUUGACUGGUUUGCUAUUUUCAUGUUUUACAUCAUGCAGUGAUGUACGAAUGCGAAUCUUCCAUUUUCAGAUAUUCAAAACGUUGCUUCCUGAUAUCAGAAUAGGAGGUACUCCAAUCUGAGGCACUUUGACUUAUAAUUCAUGACUAAAUAUUUAUAGCCAAUUAUAAUGUGAGAAUGGAUUUCAUACUUAUAUUAGUCAAAUUCUAGACUUUACUAUGCUGAACACAGUGCAGGAGGAGGAAAUGUUUUAAAACGAGUUUUAAAGCAAGCUUUUCCUGGCAUAAUGGAUUUGUAUCAUGUUUUAUAUGAAAUGCUACAUGUCUGGACUUUGAUUCUAUUCAAACAUAAUUAAAUAGCAAGCCCCUGCCCCAUCCUAGGUGUGUUGUGUAUAGGACUCCUUGGUGGGGGGUCAAAAUGUCUUUUUUAGGAGGGACCCCAGGUUUCCAGUCAGUUGUCAAAGCCAUCAAGCCAAUCUCAUCCCCACUGAAGUGAACUGGCCCCACCUUCUUUGUUUGUUCCCAAUAAUAUUUUGAAUGUCUCUGCAUAGUUUGUUGGGGGAAGGACAUAUUAAAUGUUUUUGUUGUUUUUUGUUUAAGAUUUGAUGGAAUCAUAAUGUGGAUUCGGGAAUGGUAGAAAUACACCUCAGAUUUUUUUGUAACCUUGUAAAAUAAUAAAUUGGGGGUUCAUGACUAGUAACAUUCCAGUGUAAACUUAUUAAAAGAAAAUCAUUAAAGAGUUUAAAAAGA